AUCUUUGCUUUAACUUAUUAAAUGGCAUUAAAUGGCAGGGAAACAUUCAGCGGGUUGGACUGGAGAGGAAAACGCGAUGGAGAGAGCAGUUUCCAGCUGCAGGGCGUGUCCUGGAAAAGACAGCAUCAUUUCUUUUUUUUAUCUCCCAAAUAGUUUCUGUCCAUAUUUGAACAUGAUAUCAGGGUCAGUGUAUGAAACCUCCAAUCUGGAGCGAGGCGGCAACAACAGGAAGAAGAAGAUAGAGGAAUUCUCUAGGUCUUCUCGGGAGAAACUGGUUCAGUCGAAGAACAAGAUGUUCUCCAAAUUUACGUCCAUUCUGCAGCAUGCUGUUGAAGCGCUUGCCCCAUCUCUGCCCUUGCAAGAGGAUUUUGUCUACCACUGGAAGGGAAUUACGCAUUAUUACAUUGAGACUUCUGAUGACAAAGCCCCAGUCACAGACACCAACAUCCCGUCCCACCUGGAGCAAAUGCUGGACAUUCUGACCCAGGAGGAGGCUGAAAGGGAGUCUGGUGAGACUGGACCCUGCAUGGAGUACCUCCUGCACCAUAAGAUCCUGGAGACCCUCUACACAUUAGGCAAAGCUGAUUGUCCUCCUGGCAUGAAGCAACAAGUCCUCACCUUUUACACCAAGCUGCUGGCUCACAUCCGUCAGCCUCUUCUGCCACACAUCAACGUCCACCGACCUGUGCAGAAAAUGAUCCGGCUGUGUGGAGAGGUUCUGGCUGCACCUACAGAAAACGAGGAGAUCCAGUUUCUUUGCAUCGUCUGUUCCAAACUGAAGCAGGACCCGUACCUCGUCAACUUCUUCCUUGAGAACAAAUCAAAGAGAUCUGACAUUAAGAGUCCUGCUGCAACAGAAGCAGCCAACGCUGGUGUCCUGGCUCCAGACACUGGUCAGUCUCAGGCAGACCCCCCUGGAGAACCACAAGCUGCUGCAGCUGCUGCCUCCACCUCCAGCCCAACUACUAACAAUAAUAACACCAACAACUACAACUUGGUCACCUCACUUCUGAACCUCACAAAGAGUCCCGAUGGCAGGAUAGUGGUGAAAGCAUGUGAGGGCUUAAUGCUCCUCGUCAGUUUGCCAGAGCCGGCUGCUGCGAGGUGCUUAACAGAAAACACUGAACUCUGUGAACUGCUCACCGAAAGGCUGGUCUCCUUUUAUAAAGCCCUGCCUCCGUCCAUCGAUCCCAUGGACAUCGAGACGGUGGAGUCAGUCAACUGGGGUCUAGAUGUAUACAACCUGAAAGAGGACGCUGCCGUCUUCACAGGGAAGAGAGCUUUGAUAUCAUUCCUGUCGUGGCUGGAUUACUGCGAUCAGCUCAUCAAGGAGGCUCAGAAGUCAGCAGCUGCAGUGAUGGCAAAAGCAGUGAGAGAAAGGUUCUUUGUGUCCGUGAUGGAACCACAGCUUAUGCAGACGUCUGAGGUGGGCAUCCUGACCUCCACAGCCCUGUUGAACAGGAUCAUAAGGCAGGUGACCUCGGACGCUUUGCUGCAGGAGAUUGUUUACUUUCUGCUGGGAGAGGACAAGGAAGCAGAAACUCCGGCAGCGAUGGCUCAGAAUCCACUCAGGCACAGACUCAUCGAGCACUGUGACCAUCUGUCAGAUGAGAUCAGCAUCAUGACGCUGCGGUUGUUUGAGCAGCUGAUCCAGAAGCCCAACCAGCACAUCCUUCACAGCUUGGUGCUGCGCAACCUGGAGGAGAGGAACUACCUGGAGAACAAACCGCAGGAGGAGCGGGAGCCCCUGGAGAACGGCCAGCCCCACGAUGCUGUAGAUCUGGAAGAGGAUCCGCUGUUCGGAGAUGACCUCUCCCCAGACAGCAGGCUGUCUGGCUCCGACUGGAUUGGCUCCACCCCCCAACACAGUCCCGAUCACGCAAAGUCUGACGGGAAGACGGAGGUUCACAAGAUAGUCAACAGCUUCCUGUGUUUGGUGCCUGAUGAGGCCAAGUCAUCGUAUCACGUUGAAGGCACCGGCUAUGACACCUACCUCAGAGAUGCACAUAGACAGUUCAGGGACUUUUGUGGCAUCUGCCAGCGGUGGGACUGGAGAGGAAACCCAAAGCCUCUGGAAAAGUGUAACUUGGACAUGCCGUUCUUCGAGGGUCACUUCCUUAAGGUUCUCUUUGACAGGAUGGGUCGCAUCCUUGAUCAACCUUACGAUGUAAACCUGCAGGUGACUGCUGUGCUCUCCAAGUUGUCUUUGUUGCCACACCCACACCUGCAUGAAUACUUGCUGGACCCUUACAUCAGUCUGGCCCCCGGCUGCAGGUCCUUGUUCUCUGUCAUAGUCCGGGUGGUUGGAGAUCUAAUGCUGAGGAUUCACCGCAUCCCAGAUUUCACACCCAAACUGCUGCUGGUGAGGAAGAGAUUAUUAGGCUUGGAGCCAGAGGGAGUCACGGUGGACCACAGUACGCUGCUGGAAGGGGUCAUCGUGUUGGAGGAGUUCUGCAAAGAGCUGGCAGCCAUCGCCUUUGUCAAAUACCACGCAGCAGCCUCGUCCACGCUGUGAAACUCCCGCUGUUCCACCAUCUGCCGCAGUCAGGCGGAUGGGCCAGGACCAACCGGGGCCUUCCAGGGUGCUGGGGACAUUGGGUUGGCAGAACUUUACCACUAACUGGGUUCACCUGCAAGACUGUUAGGAUCCCACAUGGACGGGUCCCAUCAUUCCCCUUCCUCUGACCUCUGAGAAGGUGGGAGCGCAGACGGCGCCCCGCCAGCAGAGGAGACAGAAGACAGGGAUGGUGAUCGAGGUGCAGACGGCAGCGGACUCUUUUCCACCUCUGUGCAGUUUCUCACUGCCCUCCACCCCCCCACCUGUCUUCUACCUUGGAGUGAGCGUGGAAUUUUAAAAUGGAGGAGUAAAUGUGCGUGUUCGUUUCGUCACAUUGCCGCCUUGUUUGUAAAAGUCAUUGCCUUAAUGUGGAAUCAGACCUUUCAGUUACAGCAAAGUGUUGCUCUUUCAAACAUCUCAUGUUGUCAUUUUGAAGACAGCAAAGGUUCCUACGCAGUCUGGAAUCCAGUCAGAAACAUUUGUAUUUCCAGAUUCCCUCCUAGUUUCUUCUUUCUGUCCUUUAGUUCCUCAUGGACUGAAAAUCCUGGAAGAUCGAUUCCCCCUCCUCAUAAACAUAUCUGUAGUUACAUCCAUAGUGAUGUACUCUACCCAUUUUAAAAGCCAAGUCAUCUUAUUUAUUCUUUAUUUGCUUGCAGGUUGCCUUUUUUUUUAAUCGAACGUUUUGAUGACGAGUCGGUUUAACGACUGACUGCAGAGACACUGUUAACUUUAAUUUGUUUUGAUGUCUUUCCUCGGUUUGGCUUUAAUGCUCGUUCCUUUUACCGCCACCCAAAGAUGUGACCCUCCAUCGCAAUUUGCACACGGACCUCACUUCGCUGCACUGGUUACAUCGUAAAGAUAAGGACAAGGCUCUCAUCAACAGACCGAGUGUUCAUCGUUUUACUCAUCAGUGUUCAUAGUGAGGUUCCCACUGUGGGGUUACAUAGAACAUGUACUCAGAAAUGACUGUUAUAUUAGUUUAAAUUAGGUUUAUUUAUUGUAAUUUUGACUUUAAUUCACAGGCUAAUGUAAAGAAACAGAAUGUUCAGCUGUUAAAAGUGGUUUUAGUUUUCUGGUCGUGAAGUUUAUAAAUUUUUUUUGUCUUUUUAUUAU
This is a messenger RNA of Cyprinodon variegatus (sheepshead minnow), 3670 nucleotides long. RefSeq names its product family with sequence similarity 160 member B1 (gene fhip2a). The record is from RefSeq and is a predicted model, not a curated record. Lineage: Eukaryota; Metazoa; Chordata; Actinopteri; Cyprinodontiformes; Cyprinodontidae. The coding region runs from base 32 to 2515 and encodes 827 amino acids. The transcript is spliced from 18 exons.